AUGAAAUUAACUCAACCAAUAAACGCAACUAUAUCCUGUUUAUUUGUUACUGUUCAUAUUGCUCGGCUGAAAAGAGCGAUAUUCUUCUACAGAUAUUUACUGUAUUUUGUAAUCUUUUUUAUUCUUCCAGAAUUACCGAAUCAUAUCAAUCCUACUGAUUCAUCUUGUCAACCAAAGCUUCAUACGAAUGACAAGAUUGGAUCUAUUCACUCACUUCCUAUUAUUGAAAAUGUGAAUUGUGGAUCAGAUGAAACAAAAGUGGAAACAGCAGGCAUGACAGUAGUAGAUGGUUCUGCUGAAUCACCUCCUACUGUCUCAUCAGUAAACACAGAUAAAUCUUUGUCUUCAAGUAGAACACCUGUUAAACCAUUGUGUAAAUCCUCAAGUAUGAUGAAUUCAAAAACACACUCUACACAUGUUGUACACUGUCCGUAUUUCCCAGUGGUGAGUUUAACUGUUUUAAGCACAUGUACGCGGUUAGUGAUGGGCUCUGUUUAG
This is a messenger RNA of Heterobilharzia americana, 498 nucleotides long. Lineage: Eukaryota; Metazoa; Platyhelminthes; Trematoda; Strigeidida; Schistosomatidae. The record is from the annotation of a GenBank genome assembly.